AUGAGUCUUUUUGGCCUUGGCAGGAAUCAAAGAACAUUCCGACCAAAGAAAAAUGCACCAUCAGGCAGUAAGGGGGCACAACUAAGAAAGCAUAUCGAUGCGACUUUAGGCAGCGGAAAUUUGAGAGAAGCUGUACGGCUACCACCUGGAGAAGAUAUCAACGAAUGGCUUGCCGUCAAUACUGUUGAUUUCUUCAACCAGGUUAAUCUGCUAUAUGGAACCCUUACAGAGUUUUGUACACCAGAAAACUGUCCAACAAUGUCUGCUGGUCCCAAGUAUGAGUACAGAUGGGCAGACGGUGUACAAAUCAAGAAACCCAUCGAGGUUUCAGCUCCUAAAUAUGUCGAGUACUUGAUGGACUGGAUCGAAACCCAGUUGGACGAUGAAUCGAUAUUUCCUCAAAAGCUUGGCACGCCAUUUCCUUCCAACUUCAGGGACGUUGUGAAGACUAUAUUCAAACGCCUGUUCCGUGUAUAUGCACAUAUAUAUCACUCUCAUUUUCAGAAGAUCGUGAGUCUUAAGGAGGAGGCUCAUCUAAAUACCUGCUUCAAGCAUUUUAUACUGUUUACCUGUGAGUUUGGGCUGAUUGACAAGAAGGAGCUGGCUCCACUUCAAGAGCUCAUAGAAUCCAUUGUUCCUUACUGA
Fraxinus pennsylvanica is the source of this 645-nucleotide messenger RNA. The record is from the annotation of a GenBank genome assembly. NCBI's taxonomy places the organism in Eukaryota, Viridiplantae, Streptophyta, Magnoliopsida, Lamiales, Oleaceae.